AGGAAAAUAAUAAUAAUAAUAAUAAUAAUUAAAAACAAAUAAAAAUGUCGUUAGCACGAGACUUUCAUUCAAAUAUUCGUUCUUCUAUUCGUAUUAAUGAUGUUUUACAACGUCGGCGACGGCAAAGACAAGCCAGAAAUUUAAUUUCAAAUAAUCCAAAUAAUAAUAAUCAAAAUAAUAAUCAAAAUAAUAAUCAGAAUAAUAAUCAGAAUAACCAUCAAAAUAACCAUCAAAACAACAAUCAAAAUAUCCUACUUUUUCAACGCCAACAAUAUGCACAACAGUCUGAAAGGCAAUAA
This is a messenger RNA of Rhizophagus irregularis DAOM 181602=DAOM 197198, 299 nucleotides long. RefSeq lists its product as uncharacterized. The record is from RefSeq and is a predicted model, not a curated record. Lineage: Eukaryota; Fungi; Glomeromycota; Glomeromycetes; Glomerales; Glomeraceae.